This is a messenger RNA of Linum trigynum, 1773 nucleotides long. The record is from the annotation of a GenBank genome assembly. Lineage: Eukaryota; Viridiplantae; Streptophyta; Magnoliopsida; Malpighiales; Linaceae.
CACUGCGAAUUUCAUAUUGGCAACGGUCAAAGUAGACAGGCAAAAAAAUAGAAGCAGUGAAGCACAGAGAGAAAGUUAACCACCUUUUGCCAGAACUUGUUAUUUAUCCUUGUUUUCUCCGUUCAGUAGAAUCAGAGACUGUCAUGGAAGCGCUGUUAAGUUCGGAGCCUUUUCUCUCUAUUCGGGUCGCGGAACCUUGCCGCCUCAACCGUUUGAAUAUUCACUGCUCUCUGCGGUUUCCCGCGGAAAUUGGAGGUCGUUGUAUCGCGAGAGCUCGCUCGCCGGCGGUGAAAGCUGUUAUAGACUCGGCGACGCUGGAUCAAUAAGGAAUAUCGGAAUCCGAAAUUAGGAAUCCCGCGGUUUCUUCCACUUAUCCGAGCUCGAAGUUGCCGAAGCCGAAUCAGACUGUGCUGGAAGCUCAGGCUAGGGUUUGCACCGGACCUGAAAUGACCAAGCCGCUUAGCGAGGAGCAAGCUUUCAAAGUUUUCGACACCAUUUUAAGAUCAGAUGACAAAGACAGUUCGAAAGAGUCAUUGGUUUCGGCGUUCUUAAUUGGUCAGCGGGUGAACAGGGAGACAGAUCGUGAAUUGAAAGCAUAUUGCCUUGCUUUUGAUGAUGAACUUGGUCCUCCUCCAGUUGCUGAUGUGAGAUCAUUGACCCAUUAUGGUGAACCUUAUGAUGGGAACACACGUUUCUUCCGGAGCACGUUGUUUGUUGCUGCUGUUAGAUCCUGUUAUGGUGAAUCUUCAUUGCUCCACGGUGUGGACUGGAUGCCACCUAAGGGAGGGAUAACCGAAGAACAAAUGCUGAAGUUCAUGGGUGCAAAUACACACCUAAACCCGUUGCAGGCGAAAGAGCUUCUUGAGGAUAAAGAUCUUGGUUUUGCCUACUUAAGUCAGCGUGAGGCUCGCCCAUCCCUAUUUUCAUUAAUUGGGUUGAGGGAGCACAUAAAGAAGCGUCCCCCACUGGCAACCACAGAAAAGGUUCAACAGUUAGUAAGGGCCAAGGGAAGGGAAGCAAUUGUUGCUGGAUUCUAUCAUGAAGGCUAUGAGGAGCCUCUUUUGAUGCUUAUGAGAAGAAGAGGUGUACAUUCUGGUUUGGUGGUUAAGGGUGAGGAAGGUGCCCUCUCUAUGACAACAAGACUGAGGUCAGGAAAUGCAUCAAAAGGACUCCCGGUCAACUACUGCUCUGGAUUUCGCUCAUCCACUGCGGCAUCUGCUCUUGAAGUCGAUGGUGUCUCACGUCAGAGCUUUAGCAUUGCUGUCAACGCCAAGGAUUAUGGCUUUGAACCCACCGAUACUCCAAGAACAGAUAGAUCGGUUUCCAAGAACAUAGAGCUAGGUCUGGCAGCUCUUCAUGGCCAAAAGGGUCCUGCAUAUGAUCGUAUUGUAUUAAACGCUGGAAUGAUUGAUCACUUGCUGGGAUGUGACGUUGCAGAAGAUGUAAAUUCAGCCCUGGAUAGAGCUAGAGAAGCCAUCGAUAGUGGUCGUGCACCCAAAAGGUUCCUAAAUUAUAUCAAGGCCAGUAAUAAGAUGAAGUGAAUGAGGUCUACAGUAUCCUUUCCACUGGUGUAACACAUUACCUUCUUUCUCGUCCUAGAUCAGAGUGUGAAUGAGAAAUGCACAGUUACAUGUGAUUUAUAGGGCCGUGUUUUUUGCAGAAUCUCAAGAACAUUGCCUUUGGGAGCAAAUGGAUGCUCUUUUUUGUUCUUCUUCCAGCUUUUAUUCAUUACAAUCCAUCAUUCAUUAUAAAUAAGAAAUGCUAAAGACAACA